Messenger RNA from Adineta ricciae, 1197 nucleotides. The record is from the annotation of a GenBank genome assembly. Lineage: Eukaryota; Metazoa; Rotifera; Eurotatoria; Adinetida; Adinetidae.
AUGUCUAAUGCAGCUGAAUCCUCAUCAUCCCAAUCAACUGCAUGUUUCAGUUGGAGUCGUAUUCUACUAUCGGCUUCUUUCCCAGUGAUAUUCGGCAUCUUUAGUGUUGUUUUUACAAUACAACAAAACAUAAUUUCUCAGGCUAAUCGCGAACAAGAUCAACGGCAAGCGAACAUACUUCGUCAACAACAUAUUUACGAUGCAUAUAUCAACGAUAUUUCGGCCUUACUUAUCAGUCCGUCGUUUAAUGAAUCCAAUCGACAUCAAUUAAAUUAUAUUGGGUUUAAAACAGUGGACAUCAUCAAACAUUUGAGUAAGGCUCAGAAACGCGACAUUAUCUUCUUUCUGCAUAAUCACGAAUUGCUUUCACUAAAUAAACCAGCCAGUCAACGUGUCGAUUUGGUUGGAGCUGAUUUGACCAAUGUUGAAUUUAUUCGAUCGCCUUCUCUCAAUUGUGACCUUCGAAAUAUAUCCUUGCAGUAUAUUCUCGCUUCAAAUAUUGUCUUUGAUAGAUGUGAUAUCAGUUUUGCACUAUUUCAAGGAGCUUGGAUGGUUGGAGCAAAUUUUAUCAAGUCAAUUAUGCAUGGCGCAAACUUCGGCAAGGCUAAUUUGACUGAUGUUGUAUUUGAUGGCAACAACAUAAAUCUGAUAGUAUUAUCCAAUGCUAUUCUUAUAAAUUCAAAAUUCUUGGAAUUAAAACCAUACCAGACUGAUUUCACCAAUACCGAUCUGCUGAACAGUGAUUUGACCGAUAGAGAUCUAUCACUUUUGAAAGAUCGUUUCAAUAAUACUCGAUUGCCGAACGGUACUUUCAUUGCAGUGGAUAGCACUCAAUUAAUUAACGACGGUGGCGCAGAAAAAGCGUGCACUCGCGGUAGUCAUAGAGAGUGGAUGAAGUUCCAACAAUACAGUAAUCUUGACUUAUACACCGCAAAUUAUCGUAAUUGGAGUACUCCUAAAUCUGUCAAUGGUAAAUGCUACUUUGGUAAGAAUAGCCUGGGUGUCAUGUAUCAAUAUUUCUCUAAAACACAUUACUCGUUGUUAAUCAAUAAUGAACAUGCUUAUUUUAAUCUUUCUGCUUACAUGGGUUGUACGAUACCUAAUAGAGGAAAUGAUCGUGCUUUAAUUGAUGUACGAUGUUUUGAUCAGUUCUACAAUGGUCCUGUAUGUGCCCAUGUAAGCAUUUUUUGGAUCUAA